GUGGAAACUGCCAAUGUCACGCAGCGCGCCGUGGCUCCGCCGGUGUCCGCGUCUCCGACCCCCCCGCGCCACACAGGCAGACUGAGCAGGAGCAGCAGCGGGCACAGAGGACCGAGGCGGCUCCGGAGCACAGCGGCUUCUCCUCGCAGACUUGCAGGCAGCAUGAACUCCCUCCCGGGAAGAGCAGCCCUGUCUCUGGGCAGGCGCGCGGCGGCGGGCGGCAUGGGGCUCCUGACCGGCUCCCCGGGUCACCCUCCCGUGGCGGCGACGGGCGGCAGGGCCUCCCUCCAGGCUAUGAGGCUGUGCCAGUCCGGGCCCGGCCGGAAGGGCAGCGUCAGCACCAAGAAGAGGGGCUACGACAUCACCAGAAACCCCCACCUGAACAAGGGAAUGGCGUUCACCCUGGAGGAGCGCCUGCAGCUGGGCAUCCACGGCCUGCUGCCCCCCUGCUUCCUGUCCCAGGACGUGCAGGUGCUGCGCGUCAUGAAGAGCUACGAAACGCGCUCCAACCCCCUGGACAAGUACAUCCUGCUGAUGACGCUGCAGGACCGGAACGAGAAGCUGUUCUACCGCCUGCUGACCUCGGACGUGGAGGAGUUCAUGCCCAUCGUGUACACGCCCACCGUGGGCCUGGCCUGCCAGCAGUACGGGCUGGCCUUCAGGAGACCGCGCGGACUUUUCAUCACCAUCCAUGACCGGGGCCACAUCGCCACCAUGCUCAACUCCUGGCCCGAAGAGGACAUCAAGGCCAUCGUGGUCACCGACGGCGAGCGGAUCCUGGGCCUGGGGGACCUGGGCAGCUACGGCAUGGGGAUCCCGGUGGGGAAGCUGGCUCUGUACACGGCCUGCGGGGGGGUCCGGCCGCAGCAGUGCCUCCCCGUACUGCUGGACGUCGGCACUGACAACCAGGCGCUCCUCGAUGACCCUCUCUACAUCGGCCUGAAGCACAAGAGGAUCAGAGGGAAGGAGUACGACGACCUGAUCGACGAGUUCAUGCAGGCCGUCACCGACAAGUACGGCAUGAACUGCCUGAUCCAGUUUGAAGACUUCGCCAACAGCAACGCCUUCCGCAUCCUCAACAAGUACAGGAAUCGAUACUGUACCUUCAACGACGACAUCCAAGGCACGGCCUCGGUCGCCGUCGCCGGCAUCCUGGCCGCUCUGAAGAUCACCAAGAACAAGCUGUUGGACCACACCUUUGUGUUUCAGGGGGCAGGAGAGGCUGCUCUGGGCAUCGCCCACCUGCUGAUCAUGGCCAUGGCCAAAGAGGGGCUGUCGAAGGAAGAGGCUGCCAGGAGGAUCUGGAUGGUGGACUCCAAGGGCCUCAUCGUCAAGGGGCGGAGCCACCUGAACCACGAGAAGGAGGAGUUUGCUCAUGAGCACCCGCACCUGAAGACGCUGGACGAGGUGGUGAGCACCAUCAAGCCCACCGCCAUCAUCGGCGUUGCCGCCAUCGCCGGAGCCUUCACCGAGAAGAUCAUCAGAGACAUGGCGUCCUUCAACGAGCGGCCGAUCAUCUUCGCCCUGAGCAACCCCACCAGCAAGGCGGAGUGCACGGCCGAGCAGUGCUACCAGCUGACGGAGGGCCGGGGCAUCUUCGCCAGCGGCAGUCCGUUCAGUAAAGUGACGCUGGCGGACGGGCGCAGCUUUUACCCCGGGCAGGGGAACAACGCCUACGUCUUCCCCGGGGUCGCUCUGGGGGUCAUCGCCUGCGGCGUGCGCCACAUAUCGGACGACGUCUUCCUCACCACUGCAGAGGCGAUCGCCGACAUGGUCACAGAGGAGCACCUGGCCGAGGGACGGCUUUACCCUCCUCUCAGCACCAUCAGGGAGGUGUCCUUCAAGAUCGCAGUCAAGCUGGUCAACUAUGCAUACAAACACGACAUGGCUUCGGUUUACCCCGAGCCCAAAGACAAGGAGGCGUUCGUUCUGUCGCACAUCUACAGUCCCGAUUACGACUCCUUCACUCUGGACACCUACACCUGGCCGCAGGAAGCCAUGAACGUCCAGGACGUGUGACGCCGCUGUGGUUUUAACGUCCGCCUCUCCUCCGCUCACCUUUCUUUUUAGCUUUUUAGGUUUGUCGUCUUACUUUUAUCCGUGAAGGCAUCCCACUUUUAUUUAGGGUAAACAUGAAGUGCAUAGGCAGGCUUUUAAAGUCUUUAUAUUUUGCAAAAAAAGGUGGGUUUUUUAUUUUCUCUUUUAGCUUCCAGAGAAACACAGUAGACAUACGCAACAUAUCAGACAACGCUCCCCUCUCGACAUCCUCAAGACGUUUCAGCACAUAAAACUAGAGAGAAGAGGAAAGAAGGAGCCGCGGCUCACAGCGUCACACACUGAUGUAUGAGCUUCGAGUCCUGUCAGAAACGCCUGUGCCUCAGUGUGUGACCUCAGGACAUCGCUGCUCCACAUCACGUCCCGUAGCAGAGUCUCCGUUUCACACUCCCGUCACAACGCUGGUUUUCCGUCUCCGGCUCUACUUCGCUGUGAGAACCGAGUGUUUUGGAAGGCAGGCACUUUUAGAUUGUAUGAAUGUGUCCGGCGGAGGUUUCGCCAGCGAAGAAGAGUAAGAGGGUGUUUUUGUACAGUGCGGUGUGUGUGUGUGUGUGUGUGUGUGUGUGUGUGGGGUGCUUGUCUUUUAACUUUGUACAGAGCUCAGUUGUUUUUGCCAAAGUUACUGAUGAACUGUAUCUUUUCCUCUCAGAGAUUAUGAUGCUGUGUGGUCUUUAGUACUUAAAUACGCCUGAAGUUUCGAAAGGGAACAUGGAACUUUUUAAAUAAAAACCCAGAAAAAAGUG
Molecule: messenger RNA, 2798 nt
Organism: Salarias fasciatus (jewelled blenny)
Lineage: Eukaryota; Metazoa; Chordata; Actinopteri; Blenniiformes; Blenniidae
Gene: me3
Product: malic enzyme 3, NADP(+)-dependent, mitochondrial
Exons: 15
Coding region: 163-2019 (618 amino acids)
Biological process (GO): pyruvate metabolic process; malate metabolic process
Cellular component (GO): mitochondrion
Molecular function (GO): malate dehydrogenase (decarboxylating) (NADP+) activity; NAD binding
Source: RefSeq, a predicted model, not a curated record